This is a messenger RNA of Aureobasidium musti, 1479 nucleotides long. NCBI's taxonomy places the organism in Eukaryota, Fungi, Ascomycota, Dothideomycetes, Dothideales, Saccotheciaceae. The record is from the annotation of a GenBank genome assembly.
AUGCCAGACAGACCUGGAAAGGACGAUAGAAGCGGUUUGCCGGAGGGCACUUGGAAGGGUGGCCAAUAUCUAGGCGCAGGAGGCGAUGGUACCCUCCACUACUGGAUCAAAGUCAACGAGGACCAGAAAAUCGUCGACCGCAUGGUGAUCAAAGACCUCUGGAGCCGAGAAGAGACCAAAGAACCGCCAGCCUACCAAGGCAUAUACGAAGAUCUUGUGCGCAAAGGACUCGACUUUGGCGUAGCCGCCUCGGGAAAGGCAGGGGAAGCUCUAUCGGAUGAGCGAUUCUUCAAGGAAGCGUACUUGCAGGGUUUGUUCACGGACCCUUCUGGCUCGUCUCCUGUAUAUACUGUCCCGCUGCGAGGCUACAAGAAGGGACAUUUGUCAGAUGACGAGAAAGGUACUCAUUGGCGCAUGUAUAUGGAUCUGCUUCACGCCGGCGACCUUUGGGACCUGAUCGAAAACCACGUUGUAGAGCAUGGACAAGGAUAUACCGUCGGUGCGCCACUUCCGGAAGCUUUCGUCUGGUGGGUAUUUUCCUGUAUCGCCAACGCUCUAGUGCAAAUGGACAAUGCCAUAAAGACAAGAAACAGCGCACGUCCUGAAGGGGACGAAGUGAUCGUCAUGAUUGACAUGAAGCCACAAAACAUACUGCUGGACGCUAUGAGAGGGGACGAGUAUCCAGUCUACCCAAAAUCUCUCAUGUCCGACUUUGGAUCGGCGCAUAUCACUUACAAGACCGAUCCGAAGAACGUUUGUCCUGACGAAGGCCCUACAUAUGCGGAUGAAGUAUCUCCAAACCAAGGCUCUGCAGACCAAGACCCUGCAGAAAACCCCUUCAACCAACGCGCCACGAUGGGAUACUGGGCUCCCGAGAUGAGCAGAUGGUAUGAGAUGCAAGACAACCCGCAACAAGGCAUCGAGGAGCCGCUGUAUUCCUGGACCAACAUCUGGCAAGCCGGUCGAGUAAUUGAAUCUCUGAUGCGCAGACAGAAAAUCGUGCAAGACGACGAUUGGAGGGACAAGUACAAUCAAACGGACUCUUUAAUCAAAGAUCAUCUACCUCGAGAUGGAUGGUUCCCGAACUUUAGGUACAGUGACGAACUCAUCGAGAUAGUCUGGCGCUGCCAGCGAUUCGAUCCCAAGCUGCGGCCCACUCCUACCGAGUUAUUGGCCUACAUCCAACAACACGCACCUGCCCACACCCACGGUAUGGACAGAUGGGCCAAUGCCGAAUGGAUUGCUGAACAGGAAGUCGUACACGAAGCUAUGCUCGAGACCAACCCAGAGAAAGCAGAAGGAUUCUCUGCGCGAAUGCAAGCACGUGCACAGGCAGGGCAGUUGAUGUUCCUCAACGAUUUUUCUGACCAGAAUCUGGCGGAGAGAUAUGCUGAUCUUGAUAUGGAUCUGCCUGAAGGGUGUGGGCUUGCUUAUUACGGGAAGCCCGAUCCAGCUAGAAAAGGCAGGAUUGUAAGAUAG